Molecule: messenger RNA, 318 nt
Organism: Coprinopsis cinerea okayama7#130
Lineage: Eukaryota; Fungi; Basidiomycota; Agaricomycetes; Agaricales; Psathyrellaceae
Exons: 3
Coding region: 1-318 (105 amino acids)
Molecular function (GO): holo-[acyl-carrier-protein] synthase activity; magnesium ion binding
Source: RefSeq, a predicted model, not a curated record
AUGACAAUCCUCGGCAUUGGCGUCGAUAUCAUCCAUACUCCCAGGAUAUCGGCCUUAUUGAAGAAGAGGUAUGCAGGAAGAUUCGUCAAGAAGAUCCUAUCUCCUGCAGAAUAUUCCGGGAGGCAUCUGCCAAUACGAUACAGGUGGUCCGUGAAAGAAGCAGCGUACAAGGCUUUGUACCCAACCGUCAGACCCACGUGGAAGGAAUUGACAUACACUAGCCUCAAUAGCGGCAUCAAACCUUCGCUAUCCUACCAGCCACUGGAUGGGCUCUCCGGUUCCCUCGUCGGCCCCAUUCACGUAUCGUUCUACGAGUAA